Naegleria fowleri is the source of this 2184-nucleotide messenger RNA. RefSeq lists its product as uncharacterized. Bases 1 to 2184 code for a protein of 727 amino acids. Lineage: Eukaryota; Heterolobosea; Eutetramitea; Acrasida; Naegleriidae. The transcript has 2 exons. The record is from RefSeq and is a predicted model, not a curated record.
AUGUCUAAAAACAUGAUCAUUGGUUCAACUCAUUCCUUUCUCUCUCUGAAGGGAGAAUCUUUACAGACUCUCUACGAACAUUACAAAAUACGAUGCGGCUAUCAUCCAGAUCUGUCCAAUGUCCCUCUCGUAGUUCUCAACUAUGACAAUGUUCUAUCUCCGAAAGAGGAACCAUUAGUGAGUGAGUGUCGAGGCUUAGUUCUCGAAUUGGAUACUUGGAAAGUGGUUGCGAGAGGAAUGACUCGAUUUUUCAAUCAAAAGAACCAAUCAAAAGAAAAUAAUAAUCAUUCACAACCACAGAUCAAGUCAGCAUCAUUAUUUUCUUCUUCUUCUUCGGAUAAUGUUCAAUCACAUUCAUCAUCGAAGGACAAUGACAAGGAUCAGACCAUACCAAAAGAAGAAGAAGAAAAAUUAGGAACUCUCUCUGUGACAGGAUUUAAUUAUUCAAAUUAUUCAUUGGAAGUGAAAGAAGAUGGAACGUAUAUUCAAUUAUUUAACUAUAAGGGAGAAUGGAUGUUGGCUACACGACACAAUUUUUGUGAGGAUUUUUGUGAAGGAACAAGUGACACAAAUAGGAUGACCUAUCGAGAUUUAUUUAUUUCAACAUGUGGAGGUUUGGAUUUGAAUGAUGUUUGUAAAGAUUUAGACACUUCCUACACGUAUUGUAUCGAGCUUUGUUCACCAUUCAAUCAAGUCAUUCAGUUUUACGAUCAACCAGUUCUUUAUUUAUUGACUGUUGUCAAUACUCAAACAGGAAGUGAGCUUUCCAUCGAUCAAGUGGAUGCCAUUUGUUUAAAAUUAAGAAAACGAAAAGAGUUAAAAAAUUGGAAACGUCCACGAAGAUUUUCCAACUUUUCAAAUCAAGAACAAGCAUUUGAAUUCAUGAAUAAUUAUUUGAUGAAUCGAACAGAACCACAAGAAGGUCAACAGAACCAAAUGAGUGUGGAACAACGAAUGAGAGUGGAGGGCUUUGUCAUGAGAGAUCAAAACAAUGAGAGACUCAAACUCAAAAACCCAUAUUAUUUAAUGCUUCACAAAAUGAAGUAUCGAGGUUGGAUUCAAGCAGAACCCAAAUUGUUGGUUCCAUUUGUGUUGUUUUUUGAAGAUUACAAAUUUCGAAGUGAGAACAUGAAGGAUCAUGCAACGAGUAAGAAUGGAUGUGAAUUGUUGUCAUGUUCGUCGUCGAGUGGUUCCAAGAUUGAGAGUCUCUCCAAUCAUUCUAACACGAGUUUUAUCAAAAUUAUGAAAAAUUUCUAUGAAUGUGAUUUUGAAAUGGAACAAUUACAAAAACGAUACCAUUAUUGUGUCACAGUUUUGAAUAAGGAAUUUAAACAAUUGGUAAGCGUGUGGAAGGAAAUUAUUUCUGAAUAUGAGGAUAUUGAUGUUGAAACGCCAAACAACAUUCUUGAACAAACUCCACAAUCUCUCAAAAGUCGAACGAAAUUAUUUCCCUUUAUUGAACUCUUGUUAUCAUCGAGGAGUGACUGCCAAUCACAUGAACGAGACACCUUGUCCAUUCAUGCACUCGAACAAGUGAUGAAAAAUAAUGGUGAGAUGGUCCUUUCACAACUCUUCUCUUCACAGCAGCAACUAUCAGCAUUUCGCUCUGCAGUAUUGGAUUACCACAAAUCGCAUGCCCCUCAUUAUUGCAUACCAAAUAAGAAAUUUAAAAUUCUCAAUACUGGACUCGCUCAGAAAAAACCUCAUCUUGACAAGAAGACCAAUCAAUACAAAGUUCAAUGCUUUUGUGGCAAACCCAUGAUUUUGAAAAGACUUAAAAGAGAUUUUGUGCAAUACCGAUGGUGUCAUUGUGGUGCUGCGUUUGAUGUCAUGACUUACAAGGUUGGAACUUUAUUGUGGAUGUGUUCUUCGUAUCCACAGUGUCUCUUGAAUCAUAUGGCACAUCAAAUGGAUGAAAUGUUUUCCGAUGAACAGAUCCAAUAUGUGAAAGGGCAACCAUUAGGAAUUCCAUGCAGUGAAUUGUGUAAAAUUUUGAGAUUGCAAAUUCAUGAAAUUAUGGCCAUCUUGAUGAAAAAGAAUAAUUGGAGAAAGAGUCAAUGCUACUCAUUGAUGGCUUCUUGGUUAAAUGUCGAAAAGAGUCAGGCACAUGUGGCAUUAUUUUCAAUUGAAACAUGUUUGUUCGUCAUUCAGAAAUUUUUCGAUAAUUAUUCUGGAAUUUACUGA